AUGGAGGGAAAGCUGAUUGUAGUUAGAAAGUUGUAUGCAUACAAUUUAAGGGCAGACUUUUCCAUCAUUGAGCAAAAUCUUGCAACUUAUCACUUCAUAGCGGUAGAUACAGAGUUUCCAGGAACAAUAUUUCGCAGCCAAGAACCUUAUCACCAGCUCUCACCUGAAGAAAAUUACCAGUUGAUGAAAGAGAAUGUCAACAGUCUAAAACUUACUCAGUUGGGCCUUACGCUAUCAGACUCGAGUGGCAAGCUUCCUAAUUUGGUUACUGAUAGGUUGGGAUUUUCUUUAAGAUCAUUCACAGGGUGCAAAAGAGAGUAUGAUCCUCGCAAACUAACGUGGGUGUUCUUUCAUAGCACGUAUGACGUGGGCUACCUUAUCAAAGUUCUAACUCAGCAAGAUUUGUCGAAAAAUCACGUUAGAUUCAUGGCCUUAGUGAUGAUCUAUCUUGGGACUUCAGUUUUUUAUGUCAAGGAAAUUGUUAAACCAUUGGGCUGGCAAGUUGACCUAGAGAAAGUGGCAGCGUAUUUGGGGGUUAAUCGAGUGCAAUGA
Molecule: messenger RNA, 552 nt
Organism: Coffea eugenioides
Lineage: Eukaryota; Viridiplantae; Streptophyta; Magnoliopsida; Gentianales; Rubiaceae
Product: probable CCR4-associated factor 1 homolog 9
Exons: 2
Coding region: 1-552 (183 amino acids)
Cellular component (GO): P-body; CCR4-NOT complex; CCR4-NOT core complex
Molecular function (GO): poly(A)-specific ribonuclease activity; nucleic acid binding
Source: RefSeq, a predicted model, not a curated record